This is a messenger RNA of Tinamus guttatus (white-throated tinamou), 4472 nucleotides long. The record is from RefSeq and is a predicted model, not a curated record. Lineage: Eukaryota; Metazoa; Chordata; Aves; Tinamiformes; Tinamidae.
GUGGGCGGCUUGGAGGAUGCGGCGGCAGUGGACUUCAUGUUCGCGCAGGGCUUGAUCUACUGGAGUGAUGUAAGCGAAGAGGCCAUUAAGCGAACAGAGUUCAAUAAAUCUGGGAGCGUACAAAAUGUGGUAGUUUCUGGGCUCUUGUCACCUGAUGGGCUGGCGUGUGACUGGCUGGGAGAGAAAUUAUACUGGACAGAUUCUGAAACAAAUCGGAUUGAAGUUUCUAAUUUAGAUGGAUCACUGAGAAAAGUUUUAUUUUGGCAAGAAUUGGAUCAACCCAGAGCAAUUGCCUUAGAUCCUGCAAGAGGGUUCAUGUAUUGGACAGACUGGGGAGAAGUGCCAAAGAUAGAACGUGCUGGGAUGGAUGGUUCGAGCCGUGCCAUUAUAGUCAACACGGAUAUUUAUUGGCCAAACGGACUGACAUUGGAUUAUGAAGAACAGAAACUGUAUUGGGCAGAUGCUAAACUGAAUUUCAUCCACAAGUCAAAUCUGGAUGGAAGUCAUCGGCAAGCGGUGGUUAAAGGCUCCCUUCCACAUCCCUUUGCUUUGACGCUGUUCGGGGACACGUUGUACUGGACUGACUGGAACACACAUUCGAUCUUGGCCUGCAGCAAGUACACUGGGGAGGACCUGCGUGAAAUACAUUCCAACAUCUUCUCUCCCAUGGAUAUCCAUGCUUUCAGCCAGCAGCGACAGCCGAAUGCUACAAACCCAUGUGGAAUUAAUAAUGGUGGCUGCUCCCACUUGUGCUUGAUGUCCCCUACCAAGCCCUCUUAUCAGUGUGCGUGUCCCACUGGCGUGAAACUUCUUGAGAAUGGAAAGACCUGCAAAGAUGGUGCCACUGAAUUGCUGCUGCUAGCCCGCCGAACAGAUCUGAGACGGAUUUCUUUAGACACGCCAGACUUCACAGACAUUGUCUUGCCCCUGGAGGAUAUCCGUCAUGCCAUCGCCAUCGACUUUGAUCCUCUGGAAGGCUACAUCUACUGGACCGACGACGAAGUUAGGGCCAUCCGCCGCUCCUUCAUUGAUGGCUCAGGCAGUCAGUUUGUGGUGACCGCGCAGAUAGCCCAUCCUGACGGCAUCGCCGUGGACUGGGUUGCCCGAAACCUGUAUUGGACUGACACUGGCACAGACCGUAUUGAAGUGACAAGGCUGAGAAAAAUAUUGAUAGCGGAAGAGCUGGAGGAGCCCAGAGCGAUUGUGCUGGAUCCAGUGGCUGGGUACAUGUACUGGACUGACUGGGGAGAAAUCCCAAAGAUCGAGAGGGCAGCGCUAGAUGGCUCAGACAGAAUAGUGCUGGUGAACACGUCCCUGGGGUGGCCGAAUGGACUGGCGCUGGAUUAUGCAGAAAGCAAAAUAUACUGGGGUGAUGCAAAAACGGACAAAAUUGAGGUCAUGAAUGCUGAUGGGACUGGGAGGAGAGUGCUCGUGGAGGACAAGCUGCCGCAUAUCUUUGGCUUCACUUUGCUGGGAGACUACGUGUACUGGACAGACUGGCAGCGGCGCAGCAUCGAGCGCGUGCACAAGCGGACUGCGGAGCGAGAGAUCAUCAUAGACCAGCUGCCUGACCUCAUGGGCUUAAAAGCAACGAGCGUCCAGCAGAUAACUGGUACAAACCCUUGUGCAGAGGAUAAUGGGGGCUGCAGUCAUCUCUGUCUGUACCGACCGCAAGGCCUUCGCUGCGCCUGCCCCAUCGGCCUAGAGCUCAUCAGUGACAUGAAGACCUGCAUUGUCCCAGAAGCUUUCCUGCUCUUUUCUCGGCGAGCGGAUAUCAGACGAAUAUCUUUAGAAACUAACAACAACAAUGUUGCUAUUCCGCUCACUGGAGUCAAGGAGGCUUCUGCCCUGGAUUUUGAUGUGACAGACAAUCGGAUCUACUGGACUGACAUUUCACUGAAGACCAUCAGCAGAGCCUUUAUGAAUGGCAGUGCCCUGGAACACGUCGUAGAGUUUGGCUUGGAUUACCCAGAAGGCAUGGCGGUAGAUUGGCUAGGCAAGAACUUGUAUUGGGCCGAUACCGGCACGAAUCGCAUCGAAGUGUCCAAACUGGAUGGGCAACAUCGCCAGGUGUUGGUGUGGAAAGAUCUCGACAGUCCCCGGGCGCUGGCGCUGGACCCUGCUGAGGGGUUUAUGUACUGGACUGAGUGGGGUGGUAAGCCAAAGAUUGACAGAGCUGCUAUGGAUGGGAGUGAGCGGACUACUUUGGUACCAAAUGUGGGACGUGCUAAUGGCCUAACUAUUGAUUAUGCUAAAAGGCGACUGUACUGGACUGACCUCGAUACCAACCUGAUAGAGUCGUCCAACAUGCUGGGCCUUGACCGUGAGAUCAUCGCUGACGAUUUGCCUCACCCCUUCGGCCUGACCCAGUAUCAGGAUUACAUUUAUUGGACGGACUGGAGCCGGCGCAGCAUUGAACGAGCAAACAAGACCAGUGGCCAGAACCGAACUAUCAUCCAAGGACACUUGGAUUAUGUUAUGGACAUCUUGGUCUUCCACUCCUCUCGGCAGGCAGGCUGGAAUGAGUGUGCGUCCAGCAACGGGCACUGCUCCCACCUGUGCUUGGCCGUGCCUGUUGGUGGCUUCGUGUGCGGCUGCCCGGCUCACUAUUCCUUGAACUCUGACAACAGGACCUGCAGUGCUCCAACAACCUUUUUGCUGUUCAGUCAGAAGAACGCGAUUAACCGCAUGGUGAUAGAUGAGCAGCAGAGUCCGGAUAUUAUACUCCCUAUCCACAGCCUCAGGAAUGUGCGAGCCAUCGAUUACGACCCUCUGGAUAAACAGCUCUACUGGAUUGAUUCUCGGCAGAAUAUCAUCCGCAAGGCACAAGAAGAUGGCAGCCAGAGCCUCACUGUUGUGACAAGUCCAGUUCCCAACCAGAACCUAGACAUGCAACCCUAUGACCUGAGCAUUGAUAUCUACAGCCGCUAUAUCUAUUGGACCUGCGAAGCCACUAAUGUCAUUAAUGUGACACGCCUGGAUGGGAGACCUAUGGGAGUGGUGCUCAAAGGAGAUCAAGAUAGACCCAGGGCCAUCGUGGUGAAUCCAGAGAAGGGAUACAUGUAUUUCACCAACCUACAGGAAAGAUCUCCUAAAAUUGAGAGAGCAGCACUGGAUGGAACUGAACGGGAGGUGCUUUUUUUCAGUGGUUUGAGCAAACCCAUAGCCUUAGCUAUUGACAGCCAGCUGGGCAAGUUGUUCUGGGCUGAUUCAGACCUGCGGAGAAUUGAAAGCAGUGACCUUUCAGGUGCCAACCGAAUAGUUUUGGAAGACUCUAAUAUCUUGCAGCCUGUGGGACUCACUGUGUUUGAAAACUGGCUGUACUGGAUCGACAGGCAACAGCAGAUGAUUGAGAAGAUCGACAUGACGGGUCGAGAAGGACGUACGAAGGUGCAAGCUCGUAUCGCUCAACUCAGUGACAUUCAUGCUGUUAAAGAGCUCAACGUUCAGGAAUACAGGCUGCAUCCUUGUUCUCAAGACAACGGAGGUUGUUCACACAUUUGCAUUGUGAAAGGCGACGGCACCACGCGCUGCUCGUGCCCCGUCCACCUUGUCCUGCUGCAGGAUGAGUUAUCCUGUGGAGAACCACCAACAUGCUCCCCUCAGCAGUUCACCUGUUUCACAGGUGAGAUUGACUGCAUCCCCGUGGCCUGGCGCUGUGACGGUUUCACCGAGUGCGAAGACCACAGUGAUGAAAAGAACUGCCCCGUGUGCUCGGAGGCCCAGUUCCAGUGUGAAAGCGGACAGUGCAUUGACAGUGCCCUCCGGUGUAAUGGAGAAGCAAAUUGCCAGGAUAACUCGGAUGAGAAGAACUGUGAAGUGCUUUGUUUAACCGAUCAGUUCCGCUGUGCCAGCGGGCAGUGCAUUGGGAAAAGCAAGAAAUGUGAUCACAACCUGGACUGCAGUGACAGCUCAGAUGAGCAAGGAUGCUACACGACAGAGGAACCUGCACCACAGUCCAACAACACAAUAGGCUCCAUCAUUGGUGUGAUCCUUACUGUUUUUGUGGUUGGAGCAAUGUACUUCAUCUGUCAGAGAGUGCUAUGCCCACGCAUGAAGGGCGAUGGGGAAACCAUGACCAACGAUUAUGUGGUGCAUGGACCAGCGUCUGUGCCCCUUGGUUAUGUGCCUCACCCAAGCUCUUUGUCCGGGUCUCUUCCUGGGAUGUCUCGAGGUAAAUCUGUGAUCAGCUCCCUCAGCAUUAUGGGGGGAAGCAGUGGGCCACCCUAUGACAGGGCUCAUGUCACUGGAGCCUCUUCCAGUAGUUCUUCAAGCACCAAAGGCACUUACUUUCCUCCAAUUUUGAACCCACCACCAUCACCAGCUACUGAACGUUCACAUUAUACCAUGGAGUUCGGCUACUCUUCGAACAGCCCAUCCACUCAUAGAUCCUACAGCUACAGGCCUUACAGCUACCGCCAUUUUGCGCCCCCCACCACUCCCUGAAGCACAGACGUCUCGGAACGCGACUC